AUGUCAACUUCUUCAAGGUUAAUUUGUGAUAACAUAGAAAACGCAAAUCUUGUUCCUGAAGAUUUACUCUCAGAUGGCAUUGUUAAUGGGGUUUUAUUAAAAAAAUAUUACAAACCAAUCUUUAACGUCAUUAAUAAUUAUAAUUGUAUUAAUGAACUAUAUUCGUAUGAUUCUGAUAUAUUUAAAGUUAAAUUAGAUAAUUACCAGAAGAAAUUUAUCGAUUUACGUAUUAAGCACAGAUAUGCAACCAUGCAAAAUCUUCGGAAUGAUGAUAAGAAAUUUUACAACGCACUAGGUUCUUUUUUAACACAAUUGGGAUUGGUUUGGAAAAUGCCGUUAUAUCAACAAAAAUCUCCUAAUCUUAAUGAAAGAACAUACACACAUCAAGUCGUCAAGUGUAUCUUUGAUUUUAUGUUCUAUAAUAUAGAAGAUAUCAACAUAGAAUUUGAUGGACAAAGUGAGUCGACUAAAAAUAGGAAUUGGGGUCAUUCAGGACCAAGUCGACUUCCUGAUGUAAUGAUCUCAAAAAAAUAUGAAGGAUCCAAUCACAAGUGGGAGUUUGGAUUUUCGGAAGACGAUUGGAAUCAUGGAUUGAAAUAUAUAACAAGUUAUGAUAUACCCGAAGCUAAAGACAUUUGGGAUCAAUUUAAUCAUAUAAUGAUUCAUUUCCAUAAAACGACGAUGGAUAUUUACGUUCUAGACUGUGAGAUGAAACCAUUCCACAGAAUGAUCUUGAUUAAAUCAACAGAAAUACCAUUACUUAACAACAACGGCAAUUUGAUAAUCGAGCAAGUGUCAGACAAAUCACCAGUAACACCAAAAACGCCAGAACGAAAUAAUAUAAUCCCGACAAUUGACUCACCGGAUGAUUAUUCACAAUAUAUAUAA
Molecule: messenger RNA, 888 nt
Organism: Dentiscutata erythropus
Lineage: Eukaryota; Fungi; Glomeromycota; Glomeromycetes; Diversisporales; Gigasporaceae
Source: the annotation of a GenBank genome assembly